AGGCUUCGUGGUUGAGAAUGAUCGUGAAAAUUAAUCGUAGGACUACAGGUCAUUUCGUAGAAGGUCUAUGAUGUCAUUGUCCUCGUCGUUUUUGAGGUAGGCAUGAAUUUGAAUAUUUAUUGGUUAUCGGCGGCUUUUCUGAUAAAGUAGAACUAAGACGCGUUGUCUCAACAUGGUGUAAAAGCCAGGAAAAAAUGUUGCCUCAGCGAUCUUGUGCUUGUCGUGUUGAAGCAGCAACCGGGCGAGUGAAUGUUGAUGAGGACGCGUAGAAGCUGGUUAUUUUGAGCCGUAAGAUCAUUGGUCCGGGAACGACAAGUAGGAGUCGAGAGCACUUUUUUACCAUCACCUUUCCUCGAAACACCAUGUCACCAGCACAUGUGGAAUGAAUGGCCGGAGGACCCUGACGAUUGCAUAGCUGCCGCGUAUUAAUACGAGGGGCAGGGCCUGCAAUAGAAUGUCGUCCAUGUUGGCGUCAUUGAGCAUGAGAAUGCUCUUGGUCUUCCUCGGGUUGCACUGCCACAGGACGGUCAUAUUAGUGGGUGCUGCGUUUCCAUCCUCACCAAUCCUGGCGAAAGAAUUUCGAGCACCAGCCAGAAUACUUGCAGAAACUACAUCGGCAUCGAGCCACGAAGAUCGUGAACAUGAUGUUGUACAGGACGACCACGACAAUACAAAUAGAGGUAAAAGAAGUGAGCAAGAAUUGUUGGGAACUCCUUCUACUGGUCUUCAAGCAAAAGAAAAUAUGGUACCUAGAAGUAGGAGUAGAACUCCAUCAAACGAGGAAAUACACAAUGCAAACAAGGACAAGGCACGCGAUGCCGAUAACAGGAAGCCACGGCUUCUCCUGUCAGCAAAUAGACAAGGCACACCGAGGAGGAAAACGUCUGAAUCUGAAUCAGACGACCAUCAAGUCGCGAACGGAAAGGUAGAACAAACUUCUGUAGAUUUGUCAACAACUUCUGCAAGAACAACUUCAAGGCAUGAAGAAAGAACGAGCAGGAGAACGACUGGAACAAGUUUUCAACCUAUUGACCGCCCCCACCCGCACCCCAUGCCCCUGCCCAUGAAAGCACAUAGUAUUAAAGAUGAAAAACAAGUAGAACUAGAACUAGCAGACCAACUACUACCUGAACGCGAACGACCACUGCACGAAAGGCUUUUUUCAGAAAGCAGAUCGUUGAUGGCAGUUACAUGCAGACAGCUUUGCAUGUCCGGUUUCGGUAGUCGUGGCGACGCGUUCAAUGGCAAGUAUCAGUGGCGAUCGCGGCGUUGGCAGCAUGAUUCAGGGCAAGUGGAAAUAAGUCCGCUCUCAGGAACCAUCGAAGGCUGGGUCGCACAUGCUAUCGACAACAUCGCAAGUCCUGUACUGAACAGAUUUUUACAGCGAUACAUAGAAGUAGAUCUUGUUCUAGAAGAAGGCUCAUUUCUUUUUAAGUCGUAGUAGGCGCGAAGAUUUUCAUUGUGAUGUUGAUUUUGAAGAAAGGGCGUUGGUUGCACUUGCAUCAUCUGCUGCAAGACCUCCACUGGUUUGUCCAGAUUGGAGAGAUGCCUCCAGCAUUUUAGAACACCAGCUCGACCACCUGCUUUCCCACGAGGAUUAUACUUAGCUCCCUACGUGGUAAUACACGAUCUAUCAGGUCUUCAAAGAGAGCGGCGGUUCUUCGGUCUCGCUUGAUGGCAACAUGCCAGAAACAAAGAGCUGGACGCAUCUCGCGUCUGGUGAUAGAUACCGUAAGGCUUUCCCCAAUUCAUCUUAAGAAGCAUUUUGCAGGCUUUCCCUCAGGGGAAAGCACGGUAAAGAUUAAGCUGCUCUUGCUGCUCUACGAGAUGAAUACAAAGUUGACAAGCUCUAAAUACCACGUUAAAGCGGAAUGCUGCGAUGUUUCGGGAUCCGUGGUUGGCCAAAUGUUUUCUUCUGCAACCCUCACCGGACGCUCAGACGAUGUGGGCCUCACUGUGCUAGUUUACUUAUGACACAGCACUCAGCAGGAUAAGAUGAAGUCGAAAGAUCAAGAUGUAGUUCUUGGACCAAUAGGAAGGAAUACCUCUUUUGAAGGUGACUGAAACAUCAACGAACACUAAAAAAGAACAAGUAGAUUGAUAGGCAGGUGACCACUGUUAUUUGGGUAGCUAGGCCUGACGAAGACGAAGUGAGUCCGAUUUAUGCGCGAAUAAAUACUCGCACUCGCCGACUCUAAUGCGAAGCAUGUUUAUAUUGGGAAUGAUGUCGAUUGUUGCUUGUUUCUGCUGUAUUCGACGGUCAAAAGUGCAUCCCGGAGACGUUUGGUUCGCGCUGAUGCCAUGGCUUGGAAGGUUUUCGGUUUCGAAACAAGGAGUUACUAGGUACUAGCAAUAGUAUGGUUUUGAUGAUUUAAAUAGUUUUCUUGUACUUCAUGAACGAUCAUCAUGGUAAGAGGGACAACAGCAUCCAUGCAUACUUACGUGGUACGUGUGGUCUUGCAGUAUGAUUAGGGUACUUCCACUGAGAUGCAAUCCAGCGUCGAAAAUGGUUUCUACUCUAUCUCUCGUACUUUCUGUUCUUCGUCAAUCAUCUCCUGCUUAUGAAAAACAUUGUUAAAGAACAGGCACCGCAUCGUUUCCCCUAGGGAAAAGGAUGAACUGGAGACGAUUGAACGGGCAAUCCGUGGAGCCGAAUUACCAAAACCAAAAUUACCCCUGGAAGAAAUUAGCCCUGCUGCUGCAAGCUACCGAAGCAAGCGCUCUCUCACAGAUACCUGUACAACAUGUUAUUUUUUAUCAUGAUCACACUACAUUUGCAUCUGGAGCGUCUAUUUAGAAGCAGAAGUUGUUGCUGAUGUACUUGUAGCAGGUUCAUUCAUUGUUUAAGUGAGGCGGAUGAUUGUGAAAAAUCAAAAAUCCUGAUGUACUUCUAGUUCUAGUUCUAGUACUACUGCCACUAGCUAUUCCAAUUUAUAGCGUCGAAGAAGAAGCAGUAGAUGAACUGCAAUCUUUUUAAUAUUCUUAGAGGUAGAUUCAAGUAGUACGAGUAAAUUUCUGUUUCACUCAACUUCUUCCUUACAGGCACCCACACCCAUCGCUCCUCGAUCCACUCCCCUGAUCCGCCACGACAACCUUUUCCUUUACCCGACACCUUGGAUGAAACCGGCGUGAUGCACCAGUCGUUCAUGAUAGAAAAUGGAAAGUGUGGCUACGACUACAUAGACGACGACUUCUCCCCAGGCCCCUGGGAGUGUGAACUCUGUGCCUUCGGAAACCCAUCGCAUGUCCAGAAAUGUGUCGCUUGUCAUCGAGUUAGAGGGUAUUGAAACUGAAUCUGAAGACGAUGACGACUGAAAACGAUGUCGAUGACGACUCAGCCUUCUUUUUAUUUACAACUCCUAUGAAGUUUUUGAUUCAACUUCAACAAUUGAAUCCUUUUUUUGAUGAACGAGAUACUUCCUACAACAAGUACUCAGUCACAGCCACGACUACCUCCUAGUUCUAGCAGUUGCACAACCUUCAUUCAAGAUACUACAUAAAUCUACAUCUAGGUACAGCUUCUUCUUCUUGUGCAAAUACCUCUUUUGGACAUACAUCAACAUGAUCUCUACUUCUCAGGUACAUGCCUCGUCGCGCUCACAAAAAGAAAAACUACGACACAGUGGACACCAUGGUUAAGAAAGCACAAAGAGCAAUGAAAAAAGCACAACCCGAAAUCUUCGGAGAUGAUGGAAAUACCACCGAUGACACGCGGUCUGUCGUUAGCUUCCGCAGUGUUCAGUCCCACAUGUCACCCGAGACGCGGAUUGCCAUUGCAGACGAAAAACACAGCAAAAUUCGCCCAGCUGAAGCAGAAGAUGGUAGACAAAGACUGUACUAGAUUGUCAUUGUAGAAAAAAUUUAACAUUCAUCUAUUCUACUUCCACAGGAUCACGAUCAUGUUGAACAUGAACGAAGGUAAGCUGAAGAUAAAAAUAUAUCAACAAUUGGAAAUCGAAAUAUUAAGCUGAUUUUCUUGGUCACGUAUGAGUAUGAUAUCAUGACGUUCACGUGGUCUACUACUACCUCACAGGUACUUGGGACGGCACAAUCGGCAACCGACCUACUGCUACGAGUAAGUUCAAGUCCUCGUUAGCUAGCAAAAAGCCAUUUGACGGAAAGUACAAGGACAGGGACGACGAAGAGAAGAAAAAAGAGAUUGCGAAGCAAAUGAAAGCCGGACAAUCAGCAAGCCCAGCUCCCAACCCUAAGGCAAUAUCAUACUGGGAUCAGUUAAUGCAGGGAACCUAUCCUCCACCGGUAUAUAUUUAUAAUUCUCGUGUGUAUUUCUAUUUUCCCAUCCUCUGGUGUGACUUUUCGUUUUCCUUGCACUUUCAACAUGGCACACGCAGCAACAUAGUUUCUUCUUUUUAACACCCCCCACGUCCACCCGCAUCAAUUGCUAGAAGUACUUCUAAGCAAUAAAUGCAAUUGAUGCAGCAAACUUUGAAAAAUGCAGGAUCUUUAUAAGAUUUAAGGAUAUAAUUAAUUUUGAUAGCUCAUGAUUUAGCUUCUUGUUCACCAACACAAUUUGUUUCUUUUUUAGCUUCGUCCUACAAAUAGUACCACGCUGAUCACAUCUCAGGAAAUGCCUCCAGUUGAUGAAAGGCACGCAAAUAAGGUGCUGGAACGCGCAAAGGAGGAUCCAGAUUUCAGUCCCGGGAACGCUAACGGCACUUCGAAAAAUGUACCGAAAAAGCCGCCACAACUCUCGUCCAAUAUGAAGUACCGAGAAGGCAUGCUGAAUCGCUUCAACUUCGAGGGAAGCAACUUGAGCAAGGAUCAGCGGGCAGAACUGAAGUUCCUAGAGCGAGGCGAGGUUGAGGAGCCAGGAACUCCGGAUAGUCGCGCGCCGAUGCGGGUGCGGAACAAGAAUGGCAGAGGUUCCGGCCACGCAUCGUCCCAGGACGACGAGAAAGACGACAUCGGGCGACUUUCGGACCUGCCAGAAGACGACGAAGAGACGGCGCGAGCAAUUGCAGCUUUGCGGCAAGCCGGUUUCUCCGAGGAUGCCGUCGUUCAGUUUCAGGAGAGGGAAGAGAAAAAGGACUGGCAACGGAAUGUGCGAGAAAACAUGCAGGCUGUCAAUGUCACCAAGAACGCCGACCACAAACGACGGAAACCGCUAAAGCAAAACCCGGAGGUAGUGGAGCAGUAUCACAAUGCAGAAUUGAAAAGCGGACGUCGAGUGAUGGACCGGCUGACAUCUUCGGAUGUGAUGCGUGAAGUUGGACCGGCCAGUGCAGAGCGGGACUCAUACAAAGCCUGGAACCGAUCGGCGUUGCAGCACGAGGGUAUAGGGGAUCGGGAAGACGACGAACGUUCGUAUCAUAGCAGCACAAGCGAAGAGGAGCUCAAUGCCACAGCUGGUGAAGAUGGUCAAGAUGCCGAGAGAGGAGGUAAGGUAUGCGGUGGAUCAUAUUUCGGCGGUGGCGCAACCGCCGCCAAAGGAGCGUCUGUCAUGUCGAGGUGGCUGCCUUGGAACAGAGGGCAAAAAAAGGCAGAAUCCUCUCCAGCAAAUAAAGCGCGUCAAUCAGAGAAGAAAAAAUCAUCUUCCAAACGUCGCUCUGCAAGUAAAGAUGAAAAUAAUGGCGCCGAAAAAUCAGAAUCUCGACAGCCUCCGGUAGAGGGAAGCAGUACGACGACUUUAGGCAAUAAAGUAAACGGAAGUCGAAAACGAAGUCGCAGCAAGGACAGCGAAAAUGUAUCCGACAGAGAAAUAGAUCAGUCCACCUCCACGAAGAGCAAAAAAAGUGGUCUCCUGAUGAAUGCGGCGCGGUCUCGAUCGUUCUCGAAACAACAGGAUGCUGUGGUGCCUUUCCACCCGUCUCAGUCAUCGGACGACCAACGAGAACCUCCUUCGGCCGGUCGAAAUCUGUCACAGCCGAGGCGAAGCCGGCUCCGAAGCAAGGAGCAAUUUCAAGAUCAUGAUCAUGAUCUAGCGGACGGGCUGUCUUCUCCGGAUAAGCCGCCACCCCAGCCGUUCUAUGCGUCACCGGAUAAGCAGCGAACGAACGCGUCCUCGUGGAUGCGAUCAACCAAAAGCAGUGCUUCCAGGGGCUCGAAGAAGAUGCUCCCGCCAGGCAUGGGCGAGAGCAACAGAUGGACCGCCAAGCAAAUGAGCGCGCACAAGGGAGCAGUGCCAUUGCACAAACUAGGGGAGCUACUUGGAGGAAACGGCAAGGCCUUGGACGAUGCGGACGAGAGAGACGACUUGUUGAAUUUCAGUCGCCCAGAUCCUGUUAGCAAACUACAGCAUAACAACAACAAGAACAACAACUACUACAAGCCUCCGCCUUCUACUUCUCAUCAACAACCUCCAGCACCAGGUGGACCAGUCAGAACGACUAGUACAGGCGCACGAAGAGGAAGCCCAGGAGACGAAGACGAGGAAUCUGUCUCGCCUAGGCGCCUCCAGGACCUGAUGAAUCAGCGCAUUAUCGAAAAUGACAUUCGAAAAGGCAAAGACCGCAGUCCGCCUCCUCUGCCACCACUGACGGGACCCAAGGCGAGGGCCGGAAGUAAAAGCAGCGCGGCACAAGAUGGAGACGCGGGGGCUGAUGGAGACGUAGAGGGAGAUGGCGUGCUCAAUUUCGACAAAGCAGGGGCUUCUAGAGGACGAAACAGGAGCCGUAAGAAAGAGGAUUUGAGCAAGCGUGUGCCACCCAGUGCGCCGACUGCCGAUGGGCUCAUACCGAACGACGGGACGCCCCCAGGAAGCGAGUCGCCAGGUAAGCGAGUGCGCGCAACAAACGCGCGCGUGCCUAAGCCAAGCCAGCUCUUAGGAGCUCUGAAGGGCCUUGUCGGGUCAGGCGGCGCAAGCUCCUCAACUUCCGAUGCGUUUGCUGCAACAAGUAAGAAGUCAUCAUCUAAACAAGCAAAUAAAAACGCUGGAGGACGCAAUGCUUCCACCAGUAAAACAAGAGGUCAAGGACAUCAGUCUGAUCUUGACGUGUUGUCGGACUUCACUAAUGAUCAUCCCGACAAUGCGGACUAUCGUGGCGGAGUUUCUCCAGACAAACACCGUCGUGGCUCUAGCUCUGGAGGGAGCGAGGACGACGAUGGCGGCAACAUUACUAGAACAACUGGCGGAGGAGCUGCUGAUGGUAACAAAAGGAGUGCAUCCAGCGGAUCCGUUCGAGGACGAGGGCUCUUUCCUUCGUCAAUAAUAGGACGUCUGCUGCCGGGCAGUGCGCGCGAACCCCCGAGAAGUGCUGGCUCUGUGCUUAGCGGCGUCUUUGGUGGUCGCUCGCGCAGCGUGAGCAAUAACGCAACUACUAGCAAGACGGGUGCGGGAACUAAACAAGGCGACCAACGUGGUUUUCAAAUGAAAUCGUCCCUCAAAUCUUCAAUCACAGGAGGAGAUAAACAAGGCAACAGCAAGGAAGAUAGCAACAAAAAGCGGGUGUCCAUCAAUGCUGAGGAGAAACCAAAGCGCCUACGAAGUGCCAACCGCUAUGCUAUAGGACCGACAGGGGACCGUGGCUUCGAACUAGCAAAAACUAACUUAAACUCAAAUAUGAGCGAACUCCAAGCCUUUCUGCGAUCUCAAAAAGGUGCUUAAACAGGAUAUUGAAGUUGAAGUUCAUGAAAGAAUCAUUUUUAGAUGUGAAGGUACUGCUCUCAUCGAAAAAUACCAUCUUCAGACCACGAAACUACAAGAAUAGGCUAUUCUUUGAUUUGAUAAAAAAGAAAGACAGGAGGUAGACAACGAGAACUUUCUUUGGCAAAGGUUGUGACUCCUUACGUCAAAACCAUCGAUUUCUUUCUCUGUAUAGGCAAUUUGUAAAGGAGCUAUGUUUGAAACCGUUUUUUUCUGUACAAGGCCAAGACUAUAUAUUAUAAAGAUCAUCCACAUCUGGGGAACAACUUUAUUUCUAUAUCACUAUUCCUUUUCGUUUUCAAUUCCAUAGUCAUUGAAAGGUAAGAAUCAACUCUUUUUUGACUUUGUCAGUCAGCCUUCCAGGAUUAAAAGAUAGUAGCAACAUUUUUCGCCGGUGGACGUGGAGUUGUAAGUCUUUUUCUUCUACUACUAGUUCUUUGCUCUGUUGUAUCAUGUGAUGUCGCCAUCGAUAUGUUAAGGUGAAAUAUGAUUUCUGAUUCUCCUAGUAAUAUUCAUCGUGCUGCAGAACAAGAAUAGCCUGUAAUUGGCGGAUCAAAGUUAGCUGCAGUUAUUCUGUUGUUGUAAUAGAAUCGUAAAUAUAAGAUAAAGAGGAUGAUGGUGGACGAUUAUUAUGAAAUGUAGAGCUCAACAGGCAACAGCAGUUGUAAGCUACAAAUACAAAUAGAUGAAAAAGAAAAACUACUUAUUCAACCCCCAGCUAAGCGCAAUUAUGGUAAUGCACAAAACAAAACUAACGAUUCUCUACAGAUGAUAUCUGGAUUUUGACUGCACGCCUACUAGUACAAGAAGGACGAGCGACCCCAUUAACGACGCAACCCGUCGCACUUGAUAACUCGCUUAUGCAAAUAUGGUGUAGAGGAAGAAACCCAGCCUAGAAAAAUUGAAGAAAGGAACGCAGAACCGAAGAUACAAAUGAGAACGACAAGAAGAAGGGAAGUGGACACCAGUCUCCUCGGAACCGGACAAAACGAGCUCUGUGUAUGUGCAUGUUGUCCCUACUCACGAUUCGCACGUAGGAGUCUUGUGAUCUUCUACCUCCUGGAACAUGACCAAGUAGAAACACGAAGACCAUACAUUACAAAUAGCUUACGAAAAAACCGUGUCC
Amoebophrya sp. A25 is the source of this 8729-nucleotide messenger RNA. The record is from the annotation of a GenBank genome assembly. Lineage: Eukaryota; Dinophyceae; Syndiniales; Amoebophryaceae.